GUGCAUUGCAUUUUUUAUUUAAUUAAAGAUCAAUGUUUGUAUAGUUUGAUUCAAAAAAUUAAAUUGGAAAAAUAGAAUGGAAGGGAGGGAGUAUAAUUUUGGUGUCUGUGUUUGAAUCAAUGGGAACUAAUGAGGAAGAGUGGCCCGUCUAGUUUUUAAAACUACACUAUUUGGAGUACAAACUUUUCUGGCCAGAGGCAGAAACAAUUGGCCAAGAAUGAUGGAAGCUCUACUCGCCCUUCCAUCUUCAUCCGUUUCGCUCCAGCGCAACUCAGCUCGCACUUCUCCGGCUCCUUAUCGCCACCUCAACCACCGAUCUUCCGCCGCCGCCGCAAAACCGGCUCCUAAACUAGAGCCUAGCAACAAGCCUAUUUCUUACAACUCUCGCUCUAAUUUCAGCCCGGACGUCUCGGUGGCUCCUCCUCCUCCUCCUCCGCAUCGACCGCUCACAUCCGCUGCGGAAUUGGAAUUCAUCUCCUCCGGCCACGUAUCUAACCUCAAUCUCUACGCAGACAUUGCUUCUAACCUCGCCCAGGACGGGAAGUUCCAGGAUUUCCUGACAAUGGUGGAAAACGUCGCCUCCUCGGCAAUGGAAGCUGCGGAUUUUUUCCGGCUCCUGAAUGUGAAACACAUUUCUACUGGAAUUGCACGAAGGAUCGAAGAAGGGAGCGUAGGGAGUGUUGUUGAGCUGAUUGGCAGUGUUCAGAAGCUGCAAAUUGAUCCUCGCCUGCUGCUAGUUGAUGCUGCUAGUGACGCCCUUCGGAAGGAGUGUCAGCGAAUUGUGGAACACGGACAGGUAGAAGAAUUUGUUACUUUGAUGGAAACACUCCAAGGGUAUGGUUUGCCAAUUAAAGAAUUCGCGGAGCCCUCGAAAAUCAUAAGGCUUUGUGUAAGAAAAUUAGACCCAGGUGCUGCCAUCAGGUAUGCACGUAUUUUUUCACACGCACAAAUUCUGUUAUGCACAAUAAUUCUUGAAUUUGGGAAGAAAGGUAACUUGGAAUCUGCUCUCACUGUGUUCGAAGCAUCAAAACAGGGGUUGAAUUCUCCUAAUAUGUUUGCAUACCGGGCAAUUAUAGAUGCUUGUGGUCUUUGUGGUGACUACUUAAAGUCUAGAGCCAUAUACAAGGAGUUAAUUUCUCAAGGCGCAACCCCAAAUACGUAUGUUUUCAACAGCCUCAUGAAUGUAAAUGCUUGUGAUUUAAGCUACACGUUGUCUCAGUACAGGAAAAUGAAGGAGUUAUGCAUUACAGCUGAUAUGACAUCCUAUAACAUCCUUCUAAAGUCGUGCUGUCUUGCUGGAAGAGUUGAUCUAGCCAAAAACAUUUAUAAGGACGUGAAAUCUUUGGAAUUGACGGGAGCAUUGAAAUUAGAUGUCUUCACGUACAGCACCUUAAUUAAGGUCUUUGCAGACGCAAAAAUGUGGCAAAUGGCUCUCGAAAUCAAACAAGACAUGAUAUCAGCCGGUGUUACUCCAAAUGUUAUUACAUGGUCAUCAUUGAUCAGUGCAUGUGCUAAUUCAGGCCUUGUAGACCAAGCAAUUCAGUUGUUCAAGGAGAUGCUUCAGGCUGGUUGUAAACCUAGUGCAAAAUGUUGCAACUCUGUCCUUCAUGCUUGUGUUGAAGCAUAUCAGUAUGACAGGGCCUUUCGGCUUUUCAGGUCCUGGAAAGAAAAUAGGCUGCAGGACAAUUAUAAGAGAAAUAUUGACAACAGUAUGAUAGACAACCACAGUCCUGGAAAUUGUGCUAGCUCACAAAACUGCACCUCUGGAUCAAGUCUAGAACUGUUCUAUAUUGAAUUUAUACCCACAACAUCAACUUAUAACACUUUGAUGAAGGCAUGUGGCACUGAUUACCAUCGAGCUAAAGCUUUGAUGGAUGAGAUGAAAACCGCGGGUCUUUCUCCUAACCAUAUAAGCUGGUCCAUUUUGAUUAGCAUAUGUGGAAGCUCCGGAAAUGUACAGGGGGCAAUGCAGAUCUUGAGAUCCAUGCAUGAUGCUGGCAUUCAACCUGAUCUUGGUGUUUAUACCGCAGCUAUCAAGACUAGUGUUGAACACAAAUAUUGGGCGGUUGCUUUUUCGCUGUUAGAUGAAAUGAAGAAAAGUCAGAUAAAGCCUAACAUGGCAAUUUAUAAUGCACUUCUUAGAGCUCGUAGUAGAUAUGGGUCUUUGAAGGAGGUACAACAAUGCCUCACUCUAUAUCAGGAAAUGCGGAAAGCUGGGUACAAACCCGAUGAUCGCUAUCUCAAGCACCUGAUUGAGGAAUGGUGCGAAGGUGUAAUACAGAAUUCCCAUCGUAAGGAGGGCCAACGUGCUUACAAGAAUAGGAUCAGUCAAGGUCCUGAAAGUCUUCUUCUUGAGAAAGUUGCUGAAAACUUGCAGAAGAGUAAUGCUCUAUCCGUUGAUCUUCGGGAACUCUCUAAGAUUGAAGCUCGCUUAGUGGUUCUAGCGGUGCUGAGAAUGAUCAAAGAGGCAUUCAGUCCAGGAGACGUAAUUACAGAUGAUCUGCAGAUCGUACUGGGAGAUGAUCUGCAUGAAAGUGGAGUCAAGGAAACAAUAAUCAAACUCUUGCAGCAUGAUUUGGGUCUUGAGAUUGCUUUGACAGGAUCCGGAACCGAAACUGGCAGAAAUCACAGCAAGAAGAGUUCUGCAAAUGAGGCUUCAAACACGGAGAAAUUACAUUGGGACUCUUCUACAAGGAGGCCUGCAGUUUUGCCAAGGUUGAAGAUAACCAAGGAAUCAUUACACAGAUGGCUUCAGAAGAAUGGAUGCUUUUGAAAGGCUAUCUUCUACGCCUGGUGUGUGAACACCCAACCUGUAAGAUUCUUUCUGUACUUUAUAUAUGUAAAAAGCUCCAUUUCUCUCCCUUUUAGCACCUGAUCAAUGAAUGUACACUGCUUUGUUUAUUUAUGUUGUACGGAGUAUUAUAUAUGUGCACAUUGUUGAAGAAAAUAAAGUUUACCCACAAUC
Molecule: messenger RNA, 2965 nt
Organism: Cuscuta campestris
Lineage: Eukaryota; Viridiplantae; Streptophyta; Magnoliopsida; Solanales; Convolvulaceae
Source: the annotation of a GenBank genome assembly